This is a messenger RNA of Hyaloscypha bicolor E, 1485 nucleotides long. RefSeq names its product MFS sugar transporter-like protein. Gene Ontology annotation, biological process: transmembrane transport; carbohydrate transport. Lineage: Eukaryota; Fungi; Ascomycota; Leotiomycetes; Helotiales; Hyaloscyphaceae. The coding region runs from base 1 to 1485 and encodes 494 amino acids. Gene Ontology annotation, cellular component: membrane. Gene Ontology annotation, molecular function: carbohydrate:proton symporter activity. The transcript is spliced from 7 exons. The record is from RefSeq and is a predicted model, not a curated record.
AUGGUUCUCGCUCCAAAGCUCUACCAGUUCCUCGUGGGCGUGUUCGCCUCCAUGGGAUCUAUCCUUUUUGGAUAUGAUCUCGGAGUUAUUGCUGAAGUUGGAAUUGUUGUAUCGUUCUUCACGGGCGGUGCUUUCUGUGGAGCUGGAUUGGCAGGUCCUGCGGGAGAUAGACUGGGACGAAGAUUGACGAUUGUCAUUGGAAGCAUAAUCUACCUUCUCGGUGGAGCCCUGCAAACGGGAGCUGCAAACAUGGGUAUGCUCUGGGCAGGACGUUGGCUGGCAGGUGUCGGUGUCGGCUUUUUGGUCAUGAUCAUUCCUCUAUAUCAGUCCGAGAUUGCUCAUCCAUCAAUUCGGGGCACAAUCACAUCUCUCCAACAGUUCAUGCUUGGUAUUGGGGCCUUUGUCGCUGGAUGGAUCAGUUACGGGACCUAUGUUGGGCUGCAUAACCAGGCUCAGUGGCGCCUGCCACUCGGUCUUCAGAUGCUCCCAGCUGUUGUACUUGGCGCCUUGAUUAUGCUCUUCCCGGAAUCGCCACGUUGGCUCAUCGAUCACAACCGACCAGACGAAGGCUUGAGGACGCUUGCUCGGCUUCACUCCAAUGGCGACGAAAAUGACCCAUGGGUCAGGGCCGAGUUCGAUCAAAUUCAGGAGAGCAUCACAUUUGAGCAUGAGAACGAAGCUAAAUCAUACUUUGAGCUCUUCACGAACAGAUCCUCUUUUCGUCGCUUGUUCAUUGCCUGUGCCCUCCAAGCCUCCAUCCAAAUGACUGGUGUCUCAGCCAUCCAAUACUACAGCGUCAAGAUCUAUGGGCAAAUUGGCAUCAGCGGCUCAGACGCUCUCAAGUACCAAGCAAUCAACAACAUCAUCGCCCUCGUCGGAGAAGCCUGCUGCGUCCUAUUCGUUGACAAGCUCGGACGUCGACGUCCCUUGAUCGGAGGCAACCUCUUCAACAUGGUCUGCUUCCUCGUGGCGUGUAUCCUGAUCGCCAAAUUCCCACCCGGCACAACAAACAACCACGCCGCCUCCUGGGGCUUCAUAAUAUGCACGUGGCUCUACAACUUCUCCUUCUCCGCGACGUGCGGCCCUCUGUCCUGGGUCAUUCCCGCCGAGAUUUUCGACACACGGACCCGUUCAAAGGGCGUCUCGAUCGCCACCAUGGUAUCCUUCGCCUUCAACACCCUGAUCGGGCAAAUCACCGACACGGCGAUGACCAACAUCGGAUACCGAUACUACUACCUCUUCAUUAUCUGCAACUUUACGAACGCACUGUUCUUUUAUCUAUUCUUGCCUGAGACGAAAAAUCUGCCGCUUGAGGAGAUGAAUUAUCUGUUUACGAAUGCGCCGUACCUUGUGGCCGGACAUGAUAAGAGUAAGUAUCGUGCGGGCUACGCGGAGGACCUGGAGAGGCGCGCUGUGGAGAUUAGGGAGAAGGGUGGGGUUAUUGGGGAUCAGGAGCAUGAGGAGGAUGUAACAAGGGUGCAGUAG